GCCAAAUCGCUCCACAACCCGAAGCCAAAAUCCACGCCAGCUGCGUCAUAUAGCGUUGUCAAAACAUUCUCAAGCUUGAGCGAUCCAACGGCUUGGGCCACGACAACAACGGGCGAUAACUCUACCGGGGAAACUUUGAUUGUUUUUCCAAUUCCUCUUAAAGCCACACACAGCGCAAUGGGAAUCUCAAGAUCCCUGUUCAAGUCUCCGUAUCCCUGCGCGAACCAGCUGGCGCGGCUUAAGCCUUAAAAUCAAGCUGGCUCAGCCCGCUUCCGCGUAUCCCUCCCGCAUCAAUGGUCUCAGGCGUCAUCCGCCUCUGUGAGCCCACUGGCUCAGCGGAUCACCCGGAGAACCGUGACCAGGCCCCUCUUCAUCCUACAGGGCAGCAUCAUCACUGUGACGGAUGCAUGGAGUGAACAGGAAACGAUUGGUUUGCGAUUUUCGUGACGAGGUUGGGUGGCAGCGUAAAUGCUAGGUAUCUGUUUUAUGUCCACGCACGCAUUGAUUGAUUUACUGUGGAUUGGUAAGUUGCCACUAAUUAAUUACUUUCUUUCUUCAAAAAGCAAGCCCUCUCCCUUUCAUUCCUCGCGCUUUCAUUCUUUGGGCCUGGUAUUAUCAGAUCUCAACAUUUUCAAGCCGGUUCUUGUGUCCAGAGUCAACCGCUCGUUGACAAGAGCCCCUGUUCAUAACCGCCUAUCCUUCCCAUUAAGUUUCCCUGUCGCGUAUAUCUACCCACCUACAGGCAACAAUGGCAGUGAUAUGGGGUCUUGAUCUGCACGAUAUACAAUGGAGCAAAUUCAAGAGUUCAUACAUGUUCGGCAACAAAGACUACCAUCUCCGGCGGACCAAGUUCGUCGUCUACCAAAUCGCCAUGAUUUUCUGCGUCGUGUCCGAGUCUGUUGGAACUGCCGCCCUAUCAGACUAUGUCAAGCAGCAGUCGACGAUCGAAAGCCUUCAUUCAUCCGCGAGCGUGCACAACGACGACUUCGUCGGCAUUGCCUCGUACAAUAUCUUUGUUGGCAUUGCGGUAGCCACGAUCUUCGGAGCGGCCUUCUUCUUCGAUCUGUUCUUCCCUGAACGUUACGAACCUCGAAACAUCCGGUGGGCAUGGAGGAUCAGUGCGCUGGUGGUCACGAUAAUGACUUUGGCCGAUGCAUUGGCUUUGACCGUGAUUGUGGCCACGGGCAACGCCUGGAUCGCCGCAGACAGCGAAGACGCACGACUGAUUGCACAAGAGAGGAUCAACCCUCCGCUGGUUUAUCGUCAUAAUGGCCGCGCUGUCGCCAGCGUGGUGUUUGUUUGGAUUGGGUUGUGUGGGACGAUUGCUAGCUGUGUUGUCAUGUGGCUAUAUUAUCGUCACCUUGAGAUCUACGGCCCAAAAUCGCAUUCGGCCCGGAUGCGGCGCAUGGAAGACAAGACUAUUACCGACUCUCCCAGCAUUGCUUGAAACCAUGUCGAGCCACAAUGAGCAACUAUAUAUUCAUACUAAAUGGAUCUGACGAUUGGAUGUUAUGGGAUGGGGUACGUUGGCCUUGCCCGAACUUCCAACAGUUUUAUGACGUCCGAAGAACCCAAUUACAAAGUUCCCCUCCCAAGCGGAGAGACUGUACACGAAUCCUUGAACACAGGCUCAAAUACGUACCAGUCAUUGUGUUUCAGAAGAAUAUAUCUCCUUUUCCACCAACGUCAGGCUGGGCUGGGCCUAGCCAUGCAGACCGUGCAGCAUAUCUGGCCGGAGCGGAGUCGUUUAGCAACGCGCACAAAUAUCCCAGUCGACGUUCUACCACUGAGACACGCAUGCUCCAUCGGGAUCCAUUCAGAGCGACCUCAGAACUGCCUGUACAUGUGCGACGUCUACGGUAGUCGCGAGAGGGUUGGUCCGAAAUUCGGCCCCGGUACGCCAGAAAUGGCACCCAACGAUUUGGCUUUAGAGUUACCUACACCGAGGUCAACUCUCUCCAGACAUGUUUAAUGAAUCAUUUUUAUAAAUCCAUCAAUGCAAUUUACAAGCGAGGAGUUUUGGGAGCAGUUGAAAUAAAGUGUUGCACCAUGCUAUACCAGUCUCAGAAUACACUUUUUAUGCUGCUACCAUCACGGGCCAACUUCAACUGUAUGACACGAUCCUGGGGAGAGUGAUGGCCUGGCACCAUUGCCCCCAUCCUAUGUCAGCAAUUUCAAGCCACUUUUUCUGACUUCUAGCAUACCAGUCUCAGCUGUACUCAACAACACAUUUCAUUUCUGUCCCCGAACCAUGCAUGGAGUACCAUUGUUUCAAUGCAAAGAGUCUUAGCAUGCCAUGACCAGACGUUGCAAGACUGAUAAAAAAAAAUGCAUGCUGUCGCCCGCCGCACCUGAUUUCUUGAAGGCACGUUGAGACAGGAAAACGAGAGAAGACCAAAAAGCAAGCCAUCACAUUUGAUGUCAUGGGCACUGUGCACGCACUCCUCGCAGCAACCAUGCCAUUCUUUGUUCUGAAUGAAGCUUGCUCUCAUCAUCCGAAUUCAUUCUUUGAUGGCAACCGUGCCCGCCGCAACGUCUUCGGAGCACUUGAACGAUGAACUUGUUGACCACGCAAGCGGCAAGAACAAAAGAGGACAAGGACAACCAGCUUGAUAGACACCGUGGCCGUUUGAUUCUCAUCGGCGUCCAAUUUGUCUUUUCGGAUUGGCGGGCAGGCGUCAGCGUUGUAUCGUCAACAAUAUAAACAUGGCCCGACUGGCAUUCAUCGUCGACACUGUGAGCCGGGCGGCCAGGCGUAUCAUGACGCCAUUGCCUGCUGUUGUUGGCUUGCGCCUCCUGCCUGGCCGCCACGCCUGCCCACUGUCUUUGGCCGAUGCCCGCCCUGCUCUCUCUGCUUCUCCCAGGCCUUCUUGUUGCGGACACAAACGUCUGAAUGUGGCACUGGGAAAUCGUCGCUGCCAGGGUGAUACCGCAUCGGCCCGGUGUACACCUCUCCAUUGUUGCCAUCCGCCCUCCAGGUCUGGGGAGGCCCGUCCUCAGGCACCCGACGGAGGGCCCUGAAGCCAGCACGCCCGGUGCCAUUCCGGGCGUGGCGGCCAAAGUCCCUUCCCGCCCUCUCUCCCUUCCCGCACCUGUCGCAGAUGUACAGGUAGUCCUUGGGGUUCCACUCCGGGGUGGGCUGAGCCCCGGUCGUGGCCCCGACUCCUGCCAUCUGCUGGGCUGGGCCUUGGGAAGGGAGAGAAGGAGGUUGCUGGAAAAGAAGAGGAGGAUUAUAUACUCCAAGAUGUUGGUGUUGAGGGGCGCUAAGGGCAGGGUUGUGAAGUGACUGGCUUUGAUUUUGGUAUGGCUGGUUGGUCUGGUGAACAGCACUUGGGUGAUUCAUACCGUGAAUGACACCUGGUUGAUUGGUCGUGGGAACAGCACUUGGUUGGUUAUAUGCGUGAAUACCAGCUGGUUGAUUGACCUGUUGAAAAGCACUUGGGUGAUUGCUCUGCUGAAAAGCACCUGGCUGAUUGCUACCGUGAAUGUCACUUGGCUGAUUGGUCUGUUGAAAAGCACUUGGCUGAUUGAUCAUCUGGACAGCAUGUGGCUGGUUCAUGCAGUGAGUCACUUGAGAUGCGGUCCCAGGGAUAGGAUGGUGAGGUUGCUGAUUGUGAUAUUGAAUUGUGCUAUUGAUCACAUUCAUCAUUUGAUCCCAGGUCCAGUUUCCAGGAUCUGCAGUGAAGGAGACUGGGGCUGCCGCAACCACACGUUGGAGAGUUACUCGAAGCUCGGCGAUUCCGGUUGGACCUCGGCGGCAGGCGUGCAAAGCAAGAGCAUGGAUUACAUUGCAUGGUCUUCCAUAGAUCGAAAACCCUUGGGCUUCAAUCUGUCCCAUGAUGUCGACGAGUGGCUGUUCAUACAGGGGAAUGUCAUGUACACGGUGUGUCUGCUGGUAUCCGGACUGGGUAUAUCCUAGUCUUGGGCCGACGUUCAUGUUGGUGCUAACAGAUGACUGUUGAUUGACGAUGGCAUUAUUGGCAGCAGCUCUGGUCUGGUAUCCGGGCAUGGUAUACCCAAGCCGGGGAACGACGUCUGUGUUGAUGUUAUCAGCUGGCUCUUGUGGGAUUAUCGUGUUACUGGCAUCCGGCAUAUUCUGAUAUUGUGCGGUUUGAGUAUUCCCGAGCUGGGGGGCAGGACUCAUGUUUGUGUGGCCAAACGACCGCUGAGCAAUGGUCGUAUUAUCGGCAGCAGGCAUGUUCUGGUACCCGCGGUGUGUGUUCCCAAGUCCGGGUUCAGGGUUUGUAUUGACAUUGUCAGCAAAUACCUGUUGUUCUGCCGUCGUGUCAUUGGCCGCUUCCACUUCCGCGUCAUUCAGAGCCUGUUGGAAGUCAAACCCCGCUAGAGGAAGAUUGGCGUUGUUGAAGGAAUCCAUAUCGUCAGAAUGGUGCAGAAGGUGGGUCAAGGCAAGACACGAAAGGCUGAGGUCGAUGGAUCUAUGUUGUCUAAAAGACCUGCGACUGGGAGGAAGAUGUCAGUCAGCGCCACUCGUCGAGGAGAACAGACUCGCUCGAGGAUGAACUCCAUCGAGGAGGACUUCAGUGAUGGGGACUUACUCGAUGUUCUUGUUCUUGAAAGUCCUGAAAGACAAGAAGGUUGGAGUCGAUGGAGGUAUGUUGUUUAAGAUCUGCGACUCUGAAGAAGAGAAGUCAGUCAACGUACCGCCCGUUGAGGAAAGCAGACUCGCUCUAGGGUGAACUCCUUCAAGGAGGACAUGAGCGUGAGGAACUUACUCGAGGUUCUUGUCCUUGAGGUUUCUUGACAAGAUCGAGGGCACGGGCCAAGGUGAGUUGGUUGUUCAAAGGUUGGUCGAGAGAUCAAAACAAAAGAAAAGAAGAGUGCGACUUCGAGGAUUCGAAAGGAAAUAGGAUUCUUGAGGUGCAGGGGUGGAUUGUGCCUAGUCACCGGCCAAGACCUCAACGCUGCGUCUGGUUGUUCACUUAGGGCGCCGAGGUGCGUUCUGGUUCUUCUAUACACGCGGGAUGGAGUGAUUGGCCUAUGAGGCUGAUUGUCCUAUUGUGAGCUGGAAGGAUGUGCGUUGAGCAUUCUUACGGCUUGUUCUAUCGGCAGGAAGUUGUAUUGUCGGUGAUAUGCACACGGUACAUGAAUGAGAGGCAGUAACAGGCAUUGCCUUGCAUCGAGCAGUAUCAAACUGACAGGCAUUACUGUAUCAUUGACAUCAGGAUUCACAGACAGAUGUGUGUGGAUAGAAUUGCAUGACCAGCAAUGCUUCGUUCCCUUCCUCAUUGGGAAACACGCUAACGCUUUUAGGAAAGACAAAAAUGGGUCCAAACCCGACGAGGCUGAACAUCCCCUAUCCUCAGACGACACAUCCUACACGAUAAGAAUUUGAUGGAUGAUUGGGAGAAACAGCUGUGGUGAAUGGCAUCCGUGAUUUAAGAGCUGAGAAUGAUAUUUGUGAGGUGGUCACGAAGGGUUGGCAUACUAGGAAGAAAGAGCUCCCGGCACGGGUGAGCACAAUGCACUGAGGAAGUUGCAAGCGAACCUUCAUGGAUGAAUCCCAUCUUUGUCCGUUUCAGACAAACCAUCUUGGAGUUGAACAGAAAGAAAAGUCAGCUGGCUUGUCCACAACUGUGCAGUCACUGCCAGAGAUAGCAGCAAGAGAUCAGAGCCCCGAUGAUGCAUGCGUAAGGUUGCCAGGGUAUGGUUAUGCUAUCAAUUCUCCUGACUGCAAGAUCUGACCAGUCGAGACGGAGUACCACCUCAUACUUGGCAGUGUAAAGGACACGAAGUUUCAUCUCCAGCGUGGAAUGUGCUUUGUCAAACUACGGUAAAGUUAUGUCAUGGCCCUGCAGGCAGUAGAAAGCUUUGGUACGACACUCAUGGUCAUUCAUUAUGCUUGCCAUUCGGUCACUGGCAGGCCAAUCACAUAACCACGCCGUAAUCAUCAAGGGAUGGGCAAUAGAC
Messenger RNA from Exophiala dermatitidis NIH/UT8656, 5928 nucleotides. RefSeq lists its product as uncharacterized. The transcript is spliced from 3 exons. The record is from RefSeq and is a predicted model, not a curated record. Bases 749 to 1447 code for a protein of 232 amino acids. NCBI's taxonomy places the organism in Eukaryota, Fungi, Ascomycota, Eurotiomycetes, Chaetothyriales, Herpotrichiellaceae.